Messenger RNA from Ficedula albicollis (Collared flycatcher), 4402 nucleotides. RefSeq names its product atrophin 1 (gene ATN1). Gene Ontology annotation, molecular function: transcription corepressor activity. Gene Ontology annotation, cellular component: nucleus. The transcript has 11 exons. NCBI's taxonomy places the organism in Eukaryota, Metazoa, Chordata, Aves, Passeriformes, Muscicapidae. Bases 16 to 3387 code for a protein of 1123 amino acids. The record is from RefSeq and is a predicted model, not a curated record.
CCCACACCCAAAAGAAUGAAGACGCGACAGAACAAGGACUCAAUGUCAAUGCGGAGUGGACGGAAGAAAGAGACUCCGGGGCCCCGAGAGGAGCUCAGGUCACGGGGUCGAGCUUCCCCUGGUGGCGUCAGCACGUCCAGCAGUGAUGGCAAGGCUGAGAAAUCCCGACAAGCAACAAAGAAAGGCCGGUUGGAAGAAUCCUGCACCCCCAAGAGCAGCAAGCAGGGCCGAACAGAAGAGAUCUCAGAGAGUGAAGGGGAGGACACCAAUGCUCCCAAAAAAACCAAAACUGAGGAGUUGCCCUGUCCUCCAUCCCCAUCCGAUGUUGACAGCCUUGAUGGCCACAGCUUCAAUGAUGAGAUGAGCAGCGACCCACGGGACAUUGACCAGGAUAACAGGAGCACCUCGCCCAGUGUCUACAGCCCUGGGAGUGUGGAGAACGACUCCGACUCCUCUUCUGUGCUGUCCCAGGGGCCGUCUCACCCCUACCACCACCCGCCUCUGUUCCCCGAGAGCCCGCCGGUAGCUCCCCCUCCCGACAGCCUGGCCCGUCCACCAGAGCCCGGCUUUGGGCUCCCGGGCGAGGUGCACCCCCAGGGACCCCCCGCAGGAAGUUACCAUUCCCAGCUGGAGGGACAGCCCUCACGCAUCUUCCAGGCUCAAGCCCCACAGACACCUGCCUCCUCCUCCUCCUCCUCCACCUCCUCCUCCUCCUCCUCUUCCUCCUCCUCUGCUGCUGCCGCCCCUUCUGCUCCCCCUUCCUCCUCCUCGUCCUCUUCCUCCUCUUCCUCUUCCUCCCACACUCCCCUUUAUCCUACGGCCAAUGUGGUCCAGGUUGGGGCCAAAAUUGCCAGUGGAGUGGGGGGGCUCCCAGCACCGGGGGCUCGCGAGCAGACCCUCAGCGCCAAGCACAAUCCACCCCCUACCACCCCAAUCUCCCUGGCAUCAGUAGGAGGAGGGCUGCCACCUCAGAAGACGCCCCCAGCCAACCCCCCAGCUGCCCCCCCGGCCUCGCAGCCCCUGCCCAGCUACAGUGCUUCCUACGGGCACUCCUUCCCCCCGCCCAGCAGCCUCUCUGUCUCCAGCCAGCCCCCCAAGUACACCCAGCCCUCCCUGCCCUCGCAGCCCGUCUGGAGCCAGGGGCCUCCUCCUUACAGCCGCCCCCUGGGCAAUGCUGGCUCCCACCCCACUGCCCCUUUCCCUGGCCAGUCCCCCCAUCACCAGCAGCCUCCCCAGCAGCACCACCACGGUCACGGGAGCAGCGGGGGCAUCUCCCCAGCAGCCACAGCGCCUCCCCAGCCCCCCGGGGGCUACCCCCACGGCCUGGAGUCCAACAGCCAUCACCCUUCCCAUCCCACCUACGGGCUGCGCCUCUACCCUCCACACAGCCAGGCCGCCUACAGCCAGGCUCCCUCCGCCACUGCGGCUGCUGCCCCCUCUUCCUCCUCCUCCUCAUCCUCGUCCUCUUCCUCUUCCUCAUCCUCCUCUGCUGCCUCUUCCCAGGGAAGCUACGCCAGCAUGUGCACACACCCACCAGGGCAGAGUCCUGCCACCUACACCUUCCCCCCACCACCACCCCCCUCCCCUGCUCAUGGGGCUGGCCCUCCAGUCACCUCUGCUGCCACCACCCUCUCCACCGUCAUUGCCACCAUGGCCUCGCCCUCUGCAGCCCCCUACAAGACGGUCUCGCCCCCGGUACCCCCAUCAGCUGUGGCCCCCUAUGGGAAACGGGCGGCCUCCCCUGUCCCCACCUUCCAGCCCCCGGCCCCCUACAAGCCGGGCUCGCCCCCCACUUCCUCGGCUGCCCCUUUCCGUGCAGCCACCCCUCCUGGCUACCGGGUGGCCUCUUCCCCUGUGGCGGGGGGCUACAAAGCCCCCUCGCCUGCCCCCUCUGCCCCACCACCCUUGCCAGGGAGCAUGGCUGCCCCGGCUCCGCCGCCGCCCCCGCUCCCCCUCAGCGCUGCUCAGAUCAAGCAGGAGCCGUCGGAGGAGUACGAGCCCCCGGAGAGCCCCGUGCCACCUGCUCGCAGCCCCUCGCCGCCCCCCAAGGUGGUGGAUGUGCCCAGCCACGCCAGCCAGUCCGCCAGAUUCAACAAACACCUGGACCGUGGCUUCAACUCCUGCUCCCGCACAGACCUGUACUUUGUGCCCCUUGAUGGCUCCAAGCUGGCCAAGAAAAGAGCAGACUUGGUGGAGAAAGUGCGUCGAGAGGCUGAGCAGAAGGCCCGUGAAGAGAAGGAGCGGGAACGGGAACGUGAGCGGGAGAAGGAGCGGGAGCGGGAGAAGGAACGGGAGCUGGAGAGGAGUGUGAAGAUGGCCCAGGAGGGCCGUCCGGUCGAGUGCUCGUCCCUCGGGCCGGUUCCCCACCGCCCCUCCUUCGAGCAGGGCAGUGCUGUAGCGACUGUUCCCCCGUACCUGGGCCCUGACACCCCGGCUCUGCGCACCCUUAGCGAGUACGCCCGGCCCCACGUCAUGUCCCCCAGCAACCGCAACCACCCUUUCUACGUGCCCCUGGGCGCCGUCGACCCGGGCCUGCUGGGCUACAACGUGCCAGCCAUCUACAGCAGCGAUCCGGCCACGCGGGAGCGGGAGCUGCGGGAGCGGGAGGCCCGCGAGCGAGACCUGAGGGACCGGGACCUGCGGGAGCGUCUCAAGCCUGGCUUUGAAGUCAAACCGGCCGAGUUGGAGCAGCUCCAUGCCGUGCCAGCUGCUGCCAUGGAUCCGUUCCCACGCCACGGCGGGCUGAGUCUGCAGACGGCCCCCGGCCUUCAUCCCGCUUUUCCCUUCCACCCAGGGCUGGGCCACUUGGAGCGGGAGAGGCUGGCGCUGGCAGCCGGCCCGACCCUUCGUCCCGACAUGUCCUACGCCGAGCGCUUGGCGGCCGAACGCCAGCACGCCGAGCGGGUGGCUGCUCUCAGCAAUGACCCUCUGGCCCGGCUGCAGAUGCUCAAUGUGACACCUCAUCAUCAUCAGCAUUCCCACAUCCACUCCCAUCUCCACCUCCACCAGCAGGAUGCCAUACACGCAGCCUCGGCCUCCGUUCACCCUCUAAUCGACCCCCUCGCCUCGGGAUCACACCUUACCCGGAUACCAUACCCAGCUGGAACCAUCCCCAACCCUCUGCUGCCUCACCCUCUCCAUGAGAAUGAAGUGCUGCGCCACCAGCUCUUUGCCGCCCCCUACAGGGACCUGCCGGGCUCCCUGUCGGCGCCCAUGUCGGCGGCGCACCAGCUGCAGGCCAUGCACGCGCAGUCGGCCGAGCUGCAGCGCCUGGCUCUGGAGCAGCAGCAGUGGCUGCACGCCCACCACCCUCUGCACGGCGUGCCGCUCCCCACGCAGGAGGACUACUACAGCCACCUGAAGAAGGAAAGUGACAAACCCCUUUAAAUGGACUUCUACUGUCAGUGUGACAUUAUCAUGUCUUUCUCUCAAGAGGAGAAAUCAAUCAAUCAACCAAAUCCUGGGGGAGGGGAAGCUGCAAAGUGACACAUCCUUAUCCCACCAUGCAGUAAAGUACAAGAGAAGAUGACAAAACGUAUGGGAUGGCAUCCUGGGAAAAGCAGAGGAAAGAAAAUGGGGAAGGACUGAAACAACACUAAUGGACCUGAAGCGAUCGGUACGUGAUUUCAGCUGAGCUCUGAAGAAAAGAGAAUCGGCAUUGCAGAGCUCAGAAAGACAAAGACUGACGUGAAUUCAGGGUGGCAUCAGCUCCAUCCUUUGUUUUGGGGGAACAGUUGCAUUAAAUAAAAAGUGCAGAGCAUUGCAGGACUUCAUGUGCAGGACGCUCCUGCCUUUUCAGCUUCUGCAAGGAGGAGGUGCAGCCAAGAAAUAACUGCAAACCCAGAAGAGCCUUUUUUCAAGAUGCCUCCUCGACGCCCCACCCCCCCUUUAGGUGUAAGAUACUGCUUAUCGAUACAGAAAAGCAACAUGGAACUUUUUCAGAUUAGCCAGAGCAGCUUCCCAUUCUCCCAACAUCCCUUCAGAUGCAAACAAAGUGUUCCAGGCCUCUUCCUGAGCGGCCUCUCCUGCUUGUGGAGGGUCUGGUCCCAGCCAUCAGGGUGCAAAGCACCGCAGGACUGUUUGCAGGACGGUGGCUGUGCUUUCCCCAGCUGAUGGGAACGGGCACAGCCAUGAGGUGCGAAGCACCAGCAGACUGUUUUGGAGACUGCCAUCACCACCCUGACCCUCUGAGCCCCGUGGGGAGAGCCGGCGUGGCCGAGCGGUAGCACUGCGUCCCGGGACUGUCUGUGAGAUGGUGGCUGCCCCUUUCCCCUCACCCAUCCUAAUUGAUGUACUUUAACUCAUGCACAUCCUAUUAGACGUGGCAGUUUUAUGUAGCAACUUGUGACUCCCUUGCCCCUGCGUGCGUGUUCUGAUUUCACAGUUGUAUCUCUCGAUUGGU